Messenger RNA from Pelobates fuscus (common spadefoot toad), 1821 nucleotides. Its product is annotated as C2 calcium-dependent domain-containing protein 4C-like. The coding region runs from base 163 to 1389 and encodes 408 amino acids. The transcript is spliced from 2 exons. The record is from RefSeq and is a predicted model, not a curated record. NCBI's taxonomy places the organism in Eukaryota, Metazoa, Chordata, Amphibia, Anura, Pelobatidae.
AGCAUUCAGCACUACCAGCUGGGACACAGCACGUCUCAUGCCUGCAGCAGCUGCUAUUGGUACAAUCUGUCCUCUCCAAGGGAUGUGAACAGGACUUGAACAAAAACAAAACACAUAGAAUAACUGCUGGUUUGGAAUCCCUGCAUACAUAGCACGGGACUGAUGUGGAUUCUGGAGAAACUUAAAACAUCAGAUACUUUUGGACCAGAAACUGAUCUGAACAUGAGGAACAUUCUCAAUAAUAAGAGACAACGUCCUCUCACCUGCCCCAAUGUCCUGACACCAGACAGAAUCCCUGAAUUCUGCAUCCCUCCCCGGUUUCCAUCACAGAGGGGAAUGAAAAUGAGGAGCCUUCACAGGUCUGUCCCUGACCUCAGUGGGACAUCUUAUGAUUCAGGACUGCUCAACCUCCCAGAGAGACAUUUCAUCCAAGUAGAGAGUGCAGAGGACCUGCCUGAAGAAGACAGCACCAAUGCUGAUCCUCGGUCACAGGCAGCCUUGUCUCUACCCCACCUUCCCAAAACACAGACUUCCUAUGGGUUCUGUACUUUGCUGGAAAGCCCAAACACCAGAAGGAAAGAGUCACUCUUCCACAAUGACCCUGCUACUUUUCCCAUACUUCUGCCCCGAUCUCGUUCUAGCACCACCACUUGUCAAGGGAAAGCCUCUUCUAAUAGCUUCACCAUGCUUCGGCUGAGGACACUUAGCCGAUCCAGUACCUUGGACAGCGACACAUCCUCUUCAACAGACUCUUCACCUUUUAGCUCUCCUCUACUCCACAGAUCUAUUCCACGGGGCAGCACACUGCUAAAGGCUAUAAGUCAUGACAAACUUUUCUCCAGGGCCUUCAGGAGAAGAAAAAAUGUGAAAUUGAAUCUUUCCAGAAAUAACUCCCUGUCUGCAGAUGACGGUAGCUCAACGGACAGCAGUCCCAGCAUCAUCCGCAGAGUUUCUGAUGGGAUGAUGGACUCUGUCUGUCCAAUGGAUCUUCUAUAUUCUCGGGACAGACUUAUGUCAGAUAACUCGGUGAUCUUGAGUAAUGGCAGUUCACUACGUUUAUCAACAGAGUAUUGUCCUGUAGCCCAGAGACUUCGUGUUCGUCUUAUCAGUGCUGAGGGACUCUACGAUCCCAUUACUGACCCGAAAACCAUAAACUGCUUUGUUUCUCUCUCCAUCACUCCUGGCAAGAAUCAGAAGCAACGCAGUACAAUCAUAAGGAGAAGUCGUAACCCGAUCUUUAAUGAGGACUUUUUCUUUGAGAACUUGUCCGAAGCACAGCUGCAAUGCCGCUGUCUUAAGUUGAAAGCCAUCAAUAAAACAUGCGGAAUGAAGAGAGAUGUUGUGCUGGGACAGAGCGAGCUGCCACUAAUCAGCUUCCUGUCUUUAUGAGGAGAAGACAAUCCUAAUGUCUCCUCAUGCACUUUGAUCCAAAGCAGAACAAAAGGACACUCAGAAUUAUUUCACUGUACUGUACUUCUCAAAAGCAAACCUGAUAUAUUGAGACAUGUCUUUUUCAAAGCCUAGUAGAGGCAAAAGCCUAAUUCUUUUGGAUUUUUAAUAGACCUGGUUUUGGAGCUAUCAAUUGUCAGCAAGCAAGGACAUAGCACAUCGCGUGUCUCUCCAAAAGCUGUGAUCAAUAACAACCAUUGUGUUUUAAAGUGACUGAACAGUAAAUAUACAGGCAAACAUGCCAGUCUCAUUUAAUUCUGUUUUUUUCAGUCUGCCUCAGGGAACAAAAAUGAGUAAUGUAAGCUCUUUCGUGAAAACAGUGCUGCCUACCGUAAAUAGUUUUGUAUUGAUCCACACUUCUUAUUACUGUGC